Candoia aspera is the source of this 2636-nucleotide messenger RNA. RefSeq names its product phospholipid phosphatase 7 (inactive) (gene PLPP7). The transcript has 3 exons. Gene Ontology annotation, molecular function: sphingosine-1-phosphate phosphatase activity. Gene Ontology annotation, cellular component: nuclear envelope. NCBI's taxonomy places the organism in Eukaryota, Metazoa, Chordata, Lepidosauria, Squamata, Candoiidae. The coding region runs from base 87 to 902 and encodes 271 amino acids. The record is from RefSeq and is a predicted model, not a curated record.
AAAAAGAAGGGGGGAAAACAGCAUUAUUUGAUUUUCUUUUUCAAACAUCAUCUGAAUGAAAGGCCAGACUGAGGCAACGUGCCACCAUGCCCGCCGUUCCGAACCGGGCCCGGGCCCGGGACAGGAACAACGUCUUGAACCGAACCGAGUUUCUCUCCCUCAACCAGCCCUUGAGAAGUGCCCAGGAGUCUCGGAGUUUCAACCGGCGGCUGAACAGCCAGGGCGGCCCUGCCCCGGCCCAGAGCGAGGGGGCCAAGGAGCAGCGCCAGGCGCAGCAGCUGCCGGAAGAGGACUGCAUGCAGCUGAACCCCACGUUCAAAGGCAUCGCCUAUAACUCCUUGCUGGCCAUUGACAUCUCCCUCUCCAAGCGGCUCGGCGUGUGUGCCAGCAAUGCUGCGGCGUGGGGCAAUGCCCGCUCCAUGAUCAACCUCAUUGGCAUCACCGGGCAUGGCAUUCCCUGGAUCGGGGGCACGCUCAUCUGCUUGGUCAAAAGCAGCACCCUAGCUGGCCAAGAAGUCCUCCUGAACCUACUCUUAGCCUUGCUCUUAGACAUUGUCAUUGUGGCUGGCUUACAGAAAAUGGCAAAACGGAAAGGUCCUUAUGACGUCAGUCCAGGGAUUUUGGACUACCUGACUAUGGAUGUCUAUGCCUUCCCUGCUGGCCACGCCAGCCGAGCCGCCAUGGUCUCCAAGUUCUUCCUCAACCACCUGGUUUUAGCAGUCCCUCUCCGGAUCCUACUCGUCCUUUGGGCCUUCUUAGUGGGACUGUCCCGAAUCAUGGUGGGACGCCACCACGUCACCGAUGUCCUUUCGGGCUUCGCCUUUGGCUACAUCCAGUUCCGGCUGGUGGAGAUCCUGUGGAUGUCCUCCAACACUUGUCAGAUGCUCAUUUCUAUGUGGUGAAGAGGAGGGGCGCCCUCAGCUUUCUUUCAUUUUCUGUUUUAAGACACGGACAAGGCGAGAGAUCUCUGAAAGGGAGGCGUUUCGUGAAGGAUCCAUGGAGUACAGUGUCUUCUUCCAGGAGUUGAAGCUGGACCUCAUGAGGCUGAAGAGACAGCUGGGUCUAAUCUGGCCACGCCUUCUGGGAAUCAUUGAGACUGGCUGAUGUAUGUGGCUGUGGAUGCCCAGUCCAGUGAACAAGGACAGCACUGCAUUCUCUUGCUAGCCGGCCGUCGAGACAGUGCAGUCUCCAAUCCCAUAGCUCUCGCUUUUUAAAAUGAAGACCAUCGCAGAAAGUCUUGUCAUGGAGGUUGAAAAACACAGGAUGAACUUCCUUCCCCAAGUUGAGCUGUCCGCCAGUUGUGUGGUGACCGUCGUUCUUGGACAUCCCAGCUUCUAUGCCUACUUUCCCCAACCUGGGCAUCAUCCAGAUGUGUGAACUUCAGUUCCCAGAAUUCCUUAGUCAAUAUGGCCACUGCUAAGAAUUGUGGGAGGAGAAGGGCACCCUCCAGAAAGGUGGAUUUCAACUCCCAGGGUGGGAAUUCUAGAAGCUGAAGUUCAUGCAUUGGAGAGUGUCCCAUGGGGAAAGACUUACACCAUGCCUUAUAAAUUCCUGAUAAUGACACAAGAGUGUUCUGGCAUCUGUUACACAUUUUUCCUUGUUUUAUUGCCCAUUUCUUAACCAAGCAAAAUUCUGCUUGGCAGAUGGGAAGGAACCGGUGAGUAGGGUGGUGGACUAAAAUGGAAAAAGUAAUCCAGCUCAAAUCAUCAUUAGCUGCGAAAUUCACAAGGCAGUAGCCAAGUUCACACACAGGAUGCCCUGAUGUAAACCAUCAUUUACAAAAUAAAGGGAUUGGAUUCACACAUGGUGCAGAACAAAAAUCAAACCAACUAAGUUAUGGCUUAGAGCAGCGUUUCUCAACCUCAGCAGCUUUAAGAUGUGUGGACUUCAACUUCCAGAAUUCCCCCAGCCAACAUGCUGGCUGGGGGAAUUCUGGGAAUUGAAGUCCACACGUCUUAAAGCUGCUGAGGUUGAGAAAUGCUGGCUUAGAAAGAGGUGUAAGCCCAGGUUCAAGUUGAGCUUCCACAUUAUGCUUAAAUGUGCUUUGUUGCACCAUCAGUGGUCAAGUUCACAAAAGAUGCUAAGCCAUAAACCAGGAAUGACAGUGGCUGAGUUUGCAGAUGGAGUGGAUUCAAAACCAAGCCAACCACUUGAAAGUUGUGAAGGGUGAGUCCAGACAUUGUAAAUCCUACUUUACAAAACCCUACUUUACAACCAAGUGAUGUGUCAAACCAGGAAACUGUGGUUUAUGUUCUAAUCAUGCCUAAAGAAACCCUGGCUUAGGAUUCACUUAAGCAACCCUAUUAUGUUUUCAAGUCAUGGUUCAUGCAGUGCAGCAUUUAUGCAAACAAGGCCCCUAUGGCUUGCUUCUUAGACCAUGGUUAGGUGAACCAUAGCCAACCAAUAUCACCAAACUCACAUUGCGAGGCUAAAAUGGGGGUGAAUGAAGCAUUGUCUUAACUUCUCUUGAGGGAGAUCCAGGUAGAAUAAUUAAAUGGCAAGCUAUGGUUAAAUAUGGCUGUUUCCUCUCUCUACUACAUGUAGGAGGCAUCACAUGGAUUUUGUGGCGAUCUUUGCAGUCUUUAUCACUUGAUAAAGCUGGAUUUUAACUUGUAAUAAAGGGUCUGACAAGCUUG